Salvia miltiorrhiza (redroot sage) is the source of this 1911-nucleotide messenger RNA. RefSeq lists its product as uncharacterized. NCBI's taxonomy places the organism in Eukaryota, Viridiplantae, Streptophyta, Magnoliopsida, Lamiales, Lamiaceae. The record is from RefSeq and is a predicted model, not a curated record. The coding region runs from base 1 to 1911 and encodes 636 amino acids. The transcript has a single exon.
AUGUGUGACGCCCCAACAAGUCAACUAGAGGGACCGAGGCGAGCGAUUCCAAUCGGUCAGAAUGGCAACACGCCAGAUCAACUACCUCUUGGUGAUCAGAGCCGACAUGGCAUGUUCAGCGCCGCCCAGAACUUGGAUCCCGCCUUGGCUAGAAGGUUGGCAGAUAUGGAGGCCAUCAUUCAACGAAUCCCGGGAGUUCCGGCUCCGAUAAAGAAAAGCGCAGAGAGUUGUUACGCCGACUCCCCAUUCGUGGAUGAGAUAGCUUUGGUGGAGAUGCCCAGGAAAUUCAGCUUUCCACACAUGAAGAUGUUUGACGGCGCAUCCGACCCGGAUGACCAUAUAGCUCAGUACCGUCAAAGAAUGUUCACCGUUGCUAUUCCUCGUGACAUGAGGGAGGCGUGCAUGUGUAAGGGGUUCGGUUCUAGCUUAAUAGGACCGGCCCUCCAGUGGUAUACGAACCUUCCUAAUAAUUCAAUUAGAUCUUUUGCUCAACUAACAGAUGUUUUUGUUCAACAGUAUGCAAGCAGCAGGAAAUUGGAAAAAAUCUCAGAAGACUUGUAUGCAGUUGUCCAAAGGCAUGGCGAACCUCUUCGGGACUACAUCGAACGCUUCAACAAGGAGAAAGUGUCAAUCACCAACUGCAGGGAACAGACCGCUGUCACGGCCUUCCGUAAAGGCCUUCUGCCAGGAUCAGACUUAUACAAGACUCUCACCAAGUAUCCAUGCAAAACUAUGGAAGACGUGUUGAUCCAGGCUUGGGCUCAAAUCAAAUGGGAAGAGGACCAGUACAAUAUGCAAAGAGUCUUCCCGCCAGAGAGACCCGAAAGAGACUACAGGGUCGACAGGAGAUCCGGUCGAGACAAUCGUGACAGACGAAGUGAACCCUACACUCCAUCUCAGAGAGGGAACAAGGGGAGGCGAGAUUACGAUCAAGCACCAACUACGCGCCCGCGCGAAAGAGCGAAACUCCCAGAGUACCUCCUGUCCAUUUCACCCGUAGAAGCUGUAACAGCUUUGAUGAACCUUGGGGAUAAGGUCAGCUGGCCGGAGAAAAUGAGGGCUCCACCCGACCAAAGAGACAGAUCAAAAUGGUGUGAUUUUCAUAGUGACCACGGUCACCGCACGGACAAAUGCAUCGCACUCAGAUUGGAAGUGGCGAACUUAUUGAAAAAAGGGCACCUUACCAAUUACUUGACUGACAAAGGCAAGCAGACCCUGCAGCAAGCGAGGGAUAGACAAGAGAAACAUAGAGAUGACAGCCCACCGGACCCGCCACAUCACGAGAGAACCGUAAACGUGAUAUCCGGAGGUUCCGAAGUUAGCGGAAUCACCCACUCAGCCGCCAAGAGACACACCAGACAGGCUAGAUCAAGCAAAUCAAGAGUUCCGCCUUUCGGCAAAGCUGGACCAACGGAUCCAACUUUAACAAUCAACUUUGCAACAUCCGAAUCAGACAAGCUUCUACACCCUCAUCAUGAUGCAUUAGUUAUUUCCAUUUAUAUUGCUAACUGUUUAACAAAGCGUGUGCUAAUAGACAAUGGUAGCUCUGCCAAUAUUCUGUUUUACAGUGCAUACAGGGAGAUGGGUUUGGACGGGUCCAAACUAAUCAAGAAAGCUGCCGUACUCGUCGGCUUCAGUGGCGAGAGUACAACUACUAUAGGGGAGAUCGACCUUCCCGUUUACGCAGAAGGAGUCAACCUUUCCAAUAGGUUUCUCGUGGUAGACGCCCCGUCAGCAUACAACGUCAUCCUAGGCCGUCCAUGGAUCCACGGAAUGGAAGCAGUACCAUCCACCUAUCAUCAAGUCGUACGAUUCCCAACCAAGUGGGGAGUCAAGGAGAUCAAGGGAGAGCAGAAGGACUCCAGGGCGUGCUACCAAACUACUAUGAAAGCGAAAAGCUCGUCCUUAUAG